Molecule: messenger RNA, 1929 nt
Organism: Halichondria panicea
Lineage: Eukaryota; Metazoa; Porifera; Demospongiae; Suberitida; Halichondriidae
Product: SRSF protein kinase 2-like
Exons: 15
Coding region: 133-1758 (541 amino acids)
Biological process (GO): regulation of mRNA processing; peptidyl-serine phosphorylation; spliceosomal complex assembly
Cellular component (GO): nucleus; cytoplasm
Molecular function (GO): protein serine/threonine kinase activity; ATP binding
Source: RefSeq, a predicted model, not a curated record
UGUUGUGAGUGACCUUUGACCCCACUUACUUGGUUUUCCUCCUAUGGAAAAACUUGACUGAAUUUUCCAUGGCCAUUGUGCUGUACUGAGGCAGCAAUCUGUUCAUUCAACUGUGGCUGAAAUUCAAGAGAGAUGUCUUCAAGACAUUUGAGUGGCUCAGCUGCUGCAAAGAAAGUGAAGGCAGUCCAAGCAAAGAAAAGGAGAGCCAAAGGAAAGCCUGCCAGGAAGCCUGAAGCCAGCAGGACUAAGGAGAAAAGCCACGACUCUGACCAGUAUUCUGACUCCUUUGAGGAGGACGAUGAUCGGUUGAGCACUGAUAAUGAGGAGCAAGAAGACCCGGGAGACUACUGCAAAGGUGGCUACCAUCCAGUGGCGCUGGGGGAUGAGUAUAAUCUGCACUACAAGGUCAUUCGCAAGCUGGGAUGGGGGCACUUCUCCACUGUUUGGUUAUGUUGGGACAGGAGGUCUGAACGUCAUGUUGCACUGAAGAUUGUCAAGUCAGCGAAGCACUACACAGAAACAGCAUUGGAUGAAAUCGAGCUACUUAGAAAGGUAGCGAGUGCCGAUCCCUCAUCAGCUGGCUGGAACUAUGUGGUCCAGAUGUAUGACAGCUUCAAACUUAUCGGUCCAAAUGGAACUCAUAUGUGUAUGGUGUUUGAGGUACUGGGUUGUCACCUGCUCAAGCCCAUCGUUCAGAGCAGCUACAAAGGACUACCCAUCCCUGCCGUCAAGAGCAUCACUAAACAAAUUCUCUUAGGGCUGGAGUACCUCCACGGUCGGUGUGGGGUGAUCCACACAGACAUAAAGCCUGAGAACAUUCUGCUCUGUGUGGACAAGGAGUACGUGAAGCGUCUGGUCACGGAUGGUACCAAGUCACGCUCUGCAGUCAGUGCUGCUCCUAGAUCAGCCACGAAGCCUCAAGCCCUCACCAAAAAUCAAAAGAAAAAAUUGAAAAAGAAAUUAAAAAAGAAACUCCAAGUUGAAGGAGGUCCCACUGAGGACGAUGGAAGUGACCUGUGUCCUAGUAACGGCCUUCUUGAGGACGAGGACAGUGGUGUGAUGAGCAUGGGUGUGAGCACCUCAGACAUCCAGACACAUGACGAGAGGCUACAGGAAGCCAGUGACUACAUCUGUGCCGACGACUCUACCACCAUGGAAGCAGAUGAAACCAAAGAUGAAACUGGCAGCAAAAACGAAAGCAAAAGCGACACUGUGGAUGAGGACUGGAGUGUACUAAAAGGCCCUGUAUCAGUCAAGAUUGCUGACCUGGGCAAUGCCUGCUGGGUGGAUCGUCACUUCACUGAUGACAUUCAGACGAGACAGUAUCGAGCCUUCGAGAUCCUUAUUGGGGCAGGCUAUGGUACAGCUGCAGACAUGUGGAGUGUGGCAUGCAUGGUGUUUGAGUUAGCCACUGGAGACUAUCUCUUUGAACCUCAUUCUGGCCAUGGCUACUCAAGGGAUGAAGAUCACAUUGCUCACACCAUUGAGCUGUUAGGAACUAUUCCUAAGUCACUGGCAUUGUCUGGACGGUAUUCCCCCGAGUUCUUCAACAAACGUGGGGAGUUGAAGCAUAUCCAUCACCUAAAACCUUGGAGACUGGAUGAUGUGCUCGUUGACAAGUACAAGUGGUCGAGAGAGGAUGCUGGAACCAUGGCCACAUUUCUACUGCCAAUGCUGGAGUUCUUUCCUCAGCACAGAGCCACGGCUACUGCUAGCUUGAAGCAUCCCUGGCUGGCUGAUGUUGACCUGAAGACAUAACUGUCAUGCAAACACACUAUCUCUUCCUACGCUCACUGCACCCAAUGAAUUCUAAAUUAUUAUUGCUGUUGAAUAAUCUCUUACUUAUAUAAUUAAAAUUCUUUGUACAUGCAUACGUAAUUAUUUUAAGCAACUCAUCAUUUCGCAAAAAAAUUUCUAUUGGACAUGGAA